Penaeus chinensis is the source of this 2052-nucleotide messenger RNA. Its product is annotated as vesicle-associated protein-like. The coding region runs from base 194 to 1177 and encodes 327 amino acids. Lineage: Eukaryota; Metazoa; Arthropoda; Malacostraca; Decapoda; Penaeidae. The transcript has 4 exons. The record is from RefSeq and is a predicted model, not a curated record.
CGCGCCGCCGCCAGUGGCGUCCGUCGAAGCGGAGGGAAAGGCGCUCCUCCGGCCCCGCUUUCCGCCUCUCGCUCGUGAUAAUCUUAGAUAAUCAGUCAGUCAAUCUCUCGCGGGAACGAGGAGCCAGAGGGCACGGACGGACAAGGACGGACACGGACGCACGGGAAGGCAUCGCCAGCCACCGGAAGACAGGAUGGAAUUAAGGAUCCUUGUAGAGCAGAUUGUAAACUGGCUGGUCUCGGGCUUCCGUCGUAGUCUCAACAGCUUCUUGCGGUGCUUCCGGAUGCCACGCCCCCACGAGCCAGAGACGCCCCCUUCGCGUGGCGAAUGUCUCCUCGACACCACGAACGGAUCCACGGACAUUUUCAUUAGCCUCGUUAGCGGCGAUUUGCAGGCCUUCCUGAGCCUCGUUCAGGAGCGAACGUUGAUCGUAUGCGACAAGAGUAACUGGAAGGUCGUUGCAAAACUCCACCCGUAUCACGAAGACAGUGCUACUCCGGCGAGUGGGGACUCCCUGCCAGAAUGCCCUUCGAUCGCGUCAAACGAUGCUGACAUCCCUUCAGGAAAUACUGGUAUCUCGCUUGGACGAGAUGCUGAUGUCUCCUCCGGGAAAGGUGCUGGCAUUCCAUCAACAGAGGCUGACAUCCCACUAGAAGAUGCUGACAUCACAUCAGAUGCAAACACCUCACCAAAAUAUCACAUUCCCUUAGGAAAUGCUGCUGAGAUCCCAUUAGGCCAAAAUGCUGACAUCCCAGCAGGAGAUGCUGACAUGCCAGCAGGUGUUGCUGACAUGCCAGCAGGAGAUGCUGACAUCCCAGCAGGAGAUGCUGACAUCCCAGCAGGAGACGCUGACAUCCCAGCAGGAGAUACUGACAUCCCAGCAGGAGACACUGACAUCCCAGCAGGAGAUACUGACAUCCCAGCAGGAGACGCUGACAUCCCAGCAGGAGAUACUGACAUCCCAGCAGGAGACGCUGACAUCCCAGCAGGAGAUGCCGACAUCCCAGCAGGAGAUACUGACAUGCCAGCAGGAGACGCUGACAUCCCAGCAGGAGAUGCUGACAUCCCAGCAGGAGACGCUGACAUCCCAGCAGGAGACGCUGACAUCCCAGCAGGAGAUAGCGAUGGGCCAUCUGCCGCAGAACCAGAGCGAGGUCCCGAUGUCCCUCCAAAGUAAUUCUUAGACUCGAAGUUCUUUAGUUUCAUGAGAAAAGGAUAAACGUGUUGUGUUCCGAGUUACUGCUCAGUUGUGAUCAGAAAUCAUAGAGAGGAUUCUUCAGUUAGAUAAAGAUGAAAAAGGAAACUGAACAUUAAAAACAAGGAAGACGAAAAGGGAAGAAGAAGAAAAAGAAAAAAAAGCAAGGCAGAGGCAAAAGCAAGAAGAGAUGGCGGACAAAGAGAGAGAGGAGGAAGAGCAGACGAAGGAAAGGGAGAAUAAGAAGGUGCAAGGUUUUAUAAGCCAAUGAAGCCUCGCGCCGCGUGAUAUACACGGGCGUAAGUAGACCGUCAACAAAGCUCCUCUUUCGACGCGCACUUCAUGGCUUGGCCUCCGGCAAAUAUCGCCAGCCGGACUUUCCUUGGGAUUUUGAAGACUUCUUCCUGUUUUUUAUCUUUGCUUUGACUUACGCUGCAAAAGGAAUACGUGACAGAGAUGAGUGUCUCGGGAGACUCUUCACGAUGGCGUUGUUUUUUCUCCCUUUUAUUCGGAAUCCUUUACUGUUAUUACUUUGCUGUUGGAAAUAUUAUUUGUUAGAUUGUUUUGGUAUUCGGCAGGAUUUAUUUUGUCUUUCGGUAAUACUUCACUUGUAUACUGUGGUUUCAGAAGUUUUUUGUUUUUUUUCAAAGUAUGUGCAAUAUAUACAAGAAUAAACAGUGGAAUGUCCGUUUUAAAGUACUGUUGCAUCGUGCAAGAUCGGUUUAAUUGUAGAAUUACCAAGGGCCUCAUAUUAUUUAUACUCAUCACUCUAAUGUCCCUUCAAUAAAAGGGAUUGCAAUAUGUUUUAUGGAUAACAUUGCGCAUGGGUUUGCUUGCAAUAAACAUGAUGGAGGUGA